UCCAACGGACUGAUACAUGUCCUCGGCUGAAGAAAGAGCUAGCAAGGAAGAAAACUGUUUAAUGUUACUAACGAAAUUAAAAGUCGGAAAUGUCGCUACAGUCCAAAACUCAUGCCGCUUAGCGUUACAACCGUAUCUACUGUUGAACUAGAUAUUUUAUAGAAAACGUUAUUCUUACAAGGCUAUGAGCGAUACUUGUCGAGGAAGUCGUCCAGCUGGCUAGCUAAAAAGUAGCUAGCUGUCGUUCUUUGUUAUGUUUUUUAGUUAAAGGUCCGUGUAAACAUGAAGAUUAACUAGUUCACUUUAACAUUUAAGGUUCAUAUAGGAGGUUUAUACUCAUGUACGUAGUAUAUUUUCCAGUGUUUAGUUGACCUGGAAUUAAAUGUUUUCUGGAAUAUUAGACAAAACUACUAUUAGCCACCGAGAGCAACUUUAGCAACACAGAUCUGAUUUUUAACGUCGGGACGGGACUGGAGACACGAAGAUAUGGGCAACUGUCUCAAGUCUCCGACAUCAGACGACAUUUCUCUGCUUCAUGAAUCCCAGUCGGACAGGGCGAGCUUCGGCGACGGGACAGACCCGGACCUGGAGCCACCUCCGCCGUACCAGGAGCAGGCUCACAUGCCCAUGUACCACCCCACGCCCAGCCAGGCCCGUCUGGCCACCCAGCUGACGGAGGAGGAGCAGAUCCGCAUCGCUCAGCGCAUCGGCCUCAUCCAGCACCUCCCUAAGGGGGUCUAUGACGGGGGGCAGGACGGCUCGGAGAAAAAGAUUAGAGAAUGCGUAAUCUGUAUGCUGGACUUUGUAUACGGGGACCCCAUCCGGUUCCUGCCGUGCAUGCACAUCUACCACAUGGACUGUAUAGACGACUGGCUGAUGAGGUCCUUCACCUGCCCCUCCUGCAUGGAGCCUGUGGAUGCUGCCCUGCUCUCCACCUAUGAGACCGCCUGAUUUUUUUUCUUCACGCCUCCAGUCCCAAACUAAGAUCAAACACGACCCCUUCAGCCCCAAAUACACACACACACACUCUUAAACCCAACAACUGCCCUUUUAUAGAGUGAGAUGAGCUAUAAAAAUAUGUCUUGGCUGUUUUCUUGCACUUUGAAAUAUUCAAAAAUUACUCACCUAAUGUUGGCCUUCCAUGCCCCUAGGUCUACAAAAUAAGCUGGUCUUAAACAUCAGUUACACAAGUGUGUGUUUGUGUGUGUCUGACAGUAAGCACCUUGGGUGUGUGUGUGUCAGCUGUUUGAUGACUUUGCAUUUCCACUUGAGCCGGUCUCAGUGGCAUCUCCCCGUGUGUUCCCAGUUCACCUUCAUUCUCCGUGAGUAGACAUUCAAAUCGAUAUUUUACAUUAACAGUUUUUUUUAACAACAUGCUAAAAAAGUGUUGCUAGAAAUCUGUUUGGGAAAAUGUUUUCCGUGGCAACAGUAAGACUGAACAUGCUCUCACAUUAAAAUGGCCCUUUGGAGGUAAGGGAAUACAUAGCUCAAGUUUACACUGUUGGUGUUAGAUAUCAAAAGAAAUCACUCUCCAGUUUGUCAGGAGUACAAAAGAAUUAUGCACACCCUUAAUAGAAAUCACCCAAAGUUUAUAAGUACACAAUGAUCACCUACAGGAGAUCUGCGCUAAAUGUCUUUUGGCUACUCCAAGUGGCUGAACCUUAAAGAAGAUGUGUUUAAGGCAAAAUGUUGUUGUGUAAUGUGAAUGUUUCCCCAGGCGGUGUGUAAAGAAGCUGGCAGCCAAUGUAAAGGGCUCAUUUGUGCAUGGGCAGGUGGAUCAGUCAGUCAAAAAUUAGAAAUGCUUGCACACACUUUUCAUCUGAUCCAGAGAUUUGCACUUUACUUAUAGGACAGUAUCUAAACAAUAUAUUAAUAUAUGUACCUUAUAACCUUGCACUAUCGAUACUUCAUUCCUUUGUUUCCUGAGAGGCACAAGUUAUAAUAACUGAAAAGGUUUUCAAAGCUGUCAGUAGUCACUUAUCACAUUGAAGUAAACCUGAAUUUCAUGAAAUCUGUGAUUUGCUAGUGUGAGCCUCCGCUUGGUUCUGCUUGACUUUUGAUUUGUGUGUGUUUUUGUGUCAAAGUGAAGGGGCAGAGGCUUUCUCCAGUUUAAAGGACAAGUUCGACAUUUGGGGAAAUAUGCACAUCCACUUAGAUAUUAAGAGUUAAAUGAGUAGGUCAUUCUGUUUAUUAACCAAUCAGCUGGUGCCAGGAGGGGAUUAGUCUAGCAAUAAAGACUGUAAGCAGGGUGAAACUGCAGGCAUGAUAGUCACAAACACACCUAGCACCUCCGAAACUCAGUCCUUUGUGGUUUUGGGAGGAGUUUGACAACAGUUGAUUGACAACUAUUAAAAUCAUUCAACUCUCUCUUUACCUAUUUAACUACAGAUUUAAGAAACAUGAGCUAACAUGUUGAUUAACUAUUUAACUGCUGGUAGGCUAACUCUUUAACUUUGGACAGAAGUGGUUUCCCACCUCUUCCAGUCUUUAUGCUAAGCUAAACUAAAUGCCUCCCCAGUAUCAUUGUGCUCAUCUCCUGGCAACAGAUCGGUUAAGCAUAUUUCCCAACAUGUCGUACUGUUUCUUUAAGAAAGAAAAUUGGGUUCUUGAUGAGUAGACGUUAGCACAGUCAUUUAACAUUAUUUUUUUUUACAUGGUUAUCUCCAUUUACUGUAACAGUAGUAACAAUCAUUUAUUUUUGAUUUGUGGCAUUGUUUGUUGAAAGUGUGGCUGUCUUUUUUUAUGUUACCUGUGUUUUAUCUUUUUUUUAUGUUUGUGUAAAAUCCACUUUGCAUUUAGGUUAGUAAGUAUUUCACUUUUACACUGGUGUAAGCCUGACGGCGAGCCUCUGUCCCAAAUUAAUUUCAGUGUGUGAGACAAUUCUUUUAAGGUGUGAUAGUUACAACUGAUGUAUCAAGUUUUCCAUUUAGCUUUCCUUUGCUGUGUUUUUCAUUUUAAGUUUAUUCUGAGAAUUAAUAUUUCCUGUAAUCUUGUUUUUCUUUUCUUUUGGGAGGCUAAAAGGCCAUCAUGUUAAAAAAUAAAGAGAGAAAAAAUA
Molecule: messenger RNA, 3055 nt
Organism: Notothenia coriiceps (black rockcod)
Lineage: Eukaryota; Metazoa; Chordata; Actinopteri; Perciformes; Nototheniidae
Product: RING finger protein 11-like
Exons: 3
Coding region: 487-951 (154 amino acids)
Biological process (GO): ubiquitin-dependent protein catabolic process
Cellular component (GO): ubiquitin ligase complex
Molecular function (GO): ubiquitin protein ligase activity
Source: RefSeq, a predicted model, not a curated record